AUGUCGGAAAAGACCGGAUUUUAUUCCUUAAAGGCCGAAAUGCCUGGCAACAAAACUUUCGAUUUCGCGGACCUUGAAGGCAAAGUGGUUCUGAUUGUAAACACGGCUUCUGCCUGUGGGUUCACGCCUCAAUACAAAGGUCUUCAAGCUCUAUACGAUAAGUACAAGGACCGCAACUUCACUAUAGUGGGCUUCCCUUGUAAUCAAUUUGGAGGCCAGGAACCCCUCGAUGAUGCCGGAGUCGCUGAAUUCUGCACAGUUAACCAUGGCGUUACAUUUCCACUUAUGAAGAAAUCUGAAGUCAAUGGGGACAACACCAACGAGGUUUACCAAUUCUUGAAGUCGCAAAAGUCUGGCAUUCUUGGUCUCACACGUAUCAAAUGGAACUUUGAGAAAUUUUUGAUUGACAAACAGGGCAACGUCGUCAACCGUUGGGCUUCAACCACCACUCCUCAAGCCAUUGAUGGUGAUAUUGCUAAGUUGGUCGCCGCUUGA
Messenger RNA from Lentinula edodes (shiitake mushroom), 495 nucleotides. Its product is annotated as glutathione peroxidase. The transcript has 5 exons. Lineage: Eukaryota; Fungi; Basidiomycota; Agaricomycetes; Agaricales; Omphalotaceae. Gene Ontology annotation, molecular function: glutathione peroxidase activity. Bases 1 to 495 code for a protein of 164 amino acids. The record is from RefSeq and is a predicted model, not a curated record. Gene Ontology annotation, biological process: response to oxidative stress.